CCCCUGAGCGGCGGGAUGCGGACUCCGGGCCCGGGAGGGCGCCGAGGCCCCAGGCGCGGCAGGGGUGCACGGGACCCGGGCGGGAGGGCGCGCGGGGCCGGGGCCCGAGGCCGCGAUCGCGCUCCUGCGGGGCCCGUGCGCGCGGGCGGAGCGGCGCGGCGGCGCGCGGGGCCGGGGCGGCGCGGCGCGGGGCGGGGGAGGGGGCGCGGGGAGCCCCCCGCCCCGCGAAGGAGGAGUCUGGCUCCCACUCGCAGCCUCGGCCGCGCGGCGCAGAGGCCCCCGCCCCUGCGCGCCGCCCUCGCGGGAGCCGGGCCCCCGCCGCCCUCCGCGCGCGCUGCUGCUCGCGGCCGCCGAAGAGGAGCCCGGGGCCAGUCUGUUUGCAGGUCUGGCGGGGGACCUGGCAGCAGUGGCAGUGGAGGCGGCAGUGGCGGUGGCGGUGGCAGUAGUGGCGGGAGAUGCCCGGGUGGCCUACGGAGGUCCAUGUGGCGCCCUAGGUGGGAUCCUGGCAUCCUGAAGGCCGAGGCCCUGGCCCUGCUCCCCUGCGGCCUGGGCAUGGCGUUCUCUCAGUCACACGUGAUGGCCGCGAGGCGACACCAGCAUGGCCGACUCAUCAUUGAGGUGGACGAAUACAGCUCCAACCCCACCCAGGCCUUCACCUUCUACAAUAUCAACCAGGGCCGCUUUCAGCCACCGCAUGUGCAGAUGGUGGACCCCGUGCCUCAUGACGCCCCAAAGCCACCUGGCUACACACGCUUUGUCUGUGUUUCUGACACCCAUUCAAGGACAGACCCCAUCCAGAUGCCCUAUGGUGAUGUGCUGAUCCACGCCGGGGACUUCACGGAGCUGGGGCUCCCCAGCGAGGUGAAGAAGUUCAAUGAAUGGCUGGGCAGCCUGCCCUAUGAGUACAAGAUCGUGAUUGCGGGCAACCACGAGCUGACCUUCGACCAGGAGUUCAUGGCUGACCUCAUCAAGCAGGACUUUUAUUACUUCCCAUCCGUGUCCAAGCUGAAGCCGGAGAACUAUGAGAAUGUGCAGUCACUGCUGACCAACUGCAUCUACCUGCAGGAUUCAGAGGUCACCGUGCGUGGCUUUAGGAUCUACGGUUCCCCGUGGCAGCCCUGGUUCUAUGGAUGGGGAUUCAACCUCCCGCGAGGUCAGGCAUUGUUGGAGAAGUGGAAUCUCAUCCCGGAAGGUGUUGAUAUCCUCAUAACUCAUGGACCACCACUGGGCUUUCUUGACUGGGUCCCCAAGAAGAUGCAGCGUGUGGGCUGCGUGGAGCUGCUCAACACAGUCCAGAGGCGAGUCCAGCCGCGGCUACAUGUUUUUGGCCACAUCCAUGAAGGGUAUGGUGUCAUGGCAGACGGGACCACCACCUAUGUGAAUGCAUCCGUGUGCACUGUGAACUAUCAGCCCGUGAAUCCUCCCAUAGUCAUCGACCUCCCCACACCCCGGAACUCCUGACUGCUCCCCACUCCAGCUCUGCCUGCCCAUGUCAGCUCCGUAUGUCUGGCUGAGAGCCUGGAUCCCCUAACCCACUUCCUCCCAUGCAGAACAGCCCAGACAGUCCAUCUGGCCAUGGGACCAGCCAGCAAUGAGUAGACUCCUUGGGAUGAAAGAAAUUGCCUUUGACUGUCAGCCUUCUGCCACCUGCAGCUGGGGCCUUGAGCAGUCCCAUCGGGAUAACAUGCUCACUUCUGUUUUCUGUGUGUACAUCUGUCCUUCAUUUCAGGGCCUCACAGGCUCACAGCUCUGUUUUGCUCGGUAA
Messenger RNA from Phodopus roborovskii (desert hamster), 1765 nucleotides. It is a transcript of the gene Mpped1, whose product is annotated as metallophosphoesterase domain containing 1. Gene Ontology annotation, molecular function: hydrolase activity. The record is from RefSeq and is a predicted model, not a curated record. Bases 16 to 1461 code for a protein of 481 amino acids. NCBI's taxonomy places the organism in Eukaryota, Metazoa, Chordata, Mammalia, Rodentia, Cricetidae. The transcript has 7 exons.